Molecule: messenger RNA, 459 nt
Organism: Plasmodium inui San Antonio 1
Lineage: Eukaryota; Apicomplexa; Aconoidasida; Haemosporida; Plasmodiidae
Exons: 1
Coding region: 1-459 (152 amino acids)
Source: RefSeq, a predicted model, not a curated record
AUGAUUCCUCAUCAAGAGCGUGGAGAUUCUCACUGCAAGACGAAUCCCAAAAGGAAAAUCGCGAAGACGACACUCACAACAGGUAGUAGAGGGAGGAUCCAAAAGGAAGGACAUAUUUCAUCCAACUCUUCCACCUCACAUGAACAGAGAAGGGGCACGCCAAGUCACCCAGCAGAGAAGGCUAAGGCACUAAUAGGCAUAAGACUGGGACUGCACGACGAAUCAAAAAAAAGGAAUUCAAGCCUCCAAAUAUGUUACAGGAGGAAGUUUCUUGGAGGUCUCUCCGUAGAAGAGUCAAGGACUGAAACAAACAAGAAGAAAUCGUUAAAACUCCCACGGAAACUUAGGACGAGGCCCAAAUCAGGCGAAGGAGGAACAAUAAGUCGCACAAGUGCGAAGACGGGCACCCUAAGCCACAAGAGGCGAAGAGAAUCCCAAGUCUCUCUGACCAUCAGGUAA